Messenger RNA from Patiria miniata (bat star), 4949 nucleotides. Its product is annotated as integrin alpha-9-like. Bases 340 to 3645 code for a protein of 1101 amino acids. Lineage: Eukaryota; Metazoa; Echinodermata; Asteroidea; Valvatida; Asterinidae. Gene Ontology annotation, biological process: cell-matrix adhesion; cell-cell adhesion; integrin-mediated signaling pathway. The transcript has 25 exons. Gene Ontology annotation, cellular component: external side of plasma membrane; integrin complex. Gene Ontology annotation, molecular function: integrin binding. The record is from RefSeq and is a predicted model, not a curated record.
ACAAAAACAUAGAUAUAUUAGCAAAGGAUAAUGUGUCUGCUCCAUCGCUUCAGACGAACUUUCCUUGUUUCUGUGACAUUGUCGUGAAAAAGGCUCAUUUCCUGUUCAAGUACUCGAGCGUGUCUUCAUGGGACAAGAUCAUUUUCAGUCAGUCGAUAAACCAGCAGGACUCCUCUGAAGAUGAUCCAAGCAAGCAGGCCGAAACGUUUGUAACAACGCUGUAAUCGUUUGAUGAUUUCACUUUGUGGAUCACUUCCAAAUUUAUAAAGUGCACUUGAUAAAAACAACUUGAUUUGACUUCAGGAUUGGACAUUUUAAAUUUGAGAAUUUUUUGAAGAUAUGAAGAGUCUCGUUUUAUACUUUGCGGCCUUGGGCCUAAUCUGCGAGACAUCCGUUUGGGUCUUAGCUUUCAACAUCAAUGCUGAUGUUCGUCACGUCAGGACUUUCGACGGGCCAGCAGGAUCAUAUUUUGGACUGUCGGUCCUGGGACAUCAGAGCGAUGGGGAGUUUUCGAUUUUAGUUGGUGCGCCAAACAGCACCUCAGAUUGUCAGCCUAACCUGCCUGGACCACCGGGGGUGCUCUAUAAGUGUCAGCCGACACAAGAGGGCGGGAGUUGUGACCAAGUGUGUCUGGACAAUGAAGGCAAUGAGAAAUAUACUUUUUCAUAUCGAGACGUUGAAGACAAGAAGGAUGGUCAGCUGCUGGGCAUGGCGCUCACCAGGCAACCAGGUCCAAAUGGGAAAGUCGUCGUUUGCGGUCAUAGAUGGAUAAAUCAAGACCAUGCUACCCACUACUCCUACCAGGUGGGUGCAAUCCUCCUGUAUCCUAGGGGGAUCUGCUACGAGGUCAAUGCCAGACUGGAAAGACAUUCUGUGAAGAAAAUCAGGCCCUGCAUUUUAGAGAGAAGCAGUGACUGGUAUCGUUGCUUGAGUGGCGCUAGUGCUGAGUAUGCAGUUGACGGACAGACACUCUUACUGGGAGCACCAGGGGCCAUGUACUACAGAGGAUCUGUCAUUACUGUGAAUGGAGAUGACAUAAACUACUUUUCUGGUAUUUGGAAUUAUUACAUCAGCAAUCACCAAUAUCCAUCUGUAGGUUACUCAAUGUCGUCAGGCCACUUCUCAAGCCCCUCGGCCAACGAGGGGGUAACCAGUGCACCGAGAUACCGGGAUAUAGGUGCAGUCUACAUCUUUGACGUAGUGCAACAGACGGUCGUGGCACAACUGAUUGGAGAACCGGUAAACACAUACUUUGGAGCCAGUGUGGAAGCAGUGGACUUGAAUAAUGAUAUGUGGUCCGAUCUGUUGGUCGGUGCCCCGCUCUACUCCACCAAUCAGGACGAAGGAUGCGUCUAUGUUUAUAUCAACGAUGGAAUGGGCAAUUUGGAGAUGAGGAGCAAACUACGAGGUUCCAACGCCAUCGGAGCAAGAUUUGGCUCAGCCGUUGAGACUGUCGGAGACUUGAAUAAAGACUAUUUCACAGAUAUUGCGAUUGGUGCACCAUAUGAAGAUGAAAUGAGUGGAGCUGUGUACAUCUACCAUGGGGCAAGCUACGGCAUCAAUCCUAAAUAUUCGCAGAGAAUACCCGGCAAGAGUUUUGGUCUGAUUAGCUUCGGCUACUCCCUGGCUGGUAGUCUGGACUUAGAUGGUAACCAGUAUCCCGAUCUGAUUGUUGGUGCACAUCUAAGCGACUCAGUAGUGUAUCUCAGGACAAAGCCAGUUGUCUACAUGCAAGCUACGAUGGUCCUGUCUCCAGCAACCCUGAUAAUGCGCAAUGCUAGCGAUACCAGCAAAAAGCCCAUCAGGUCCACGGUGAUCGUAUGCCUGACGUACCACGGCAUCAACGUAGGCUCCUCACAAAGUGUUGUGUACACCCUGGAGGCUGACAACCAGGUGUCAUCCAUUCUUCAGUCGAGAGUCUACUUUGGGUCAUCAGUUUCUGCCUCACGCAUUGAGGAGACAACCUCAUUGGAUAACAGUAUCCAAAAAUGUGUAAAUCAUACGCUGACCGUCAAGAACUUUGUAAAGGAUUUUCUGAAUCCGAUCCCCGUUGAGCUUUCCUACCGUCUCCAUGACGAUGGGUCCCCCAUGGCACCAGUAUUGAGCCCAUCGUCGAUGAGUGGCAUCCACAGGGAGAUUGGUUUUGGCCGAGACUGCGGAGCGGAUGACAUCUGCCAAGCAGAGCUACAGUUUGUCAAUUAUUCCUACAGCCUUCGAAGUGGUCGCGAGGAGAUCUUUUUGGGAGCAGAUGCCAGCGUCUUCAUCACUGUCCAGAUAUCCAACGAGGGGGAAGAGGCCCAUCAGGCCAGGCUGGUCAUCACGCACCCGGAAAAUGUGGUCUACGAGGCUGUGGAAACCAUCACGACCACAGAAAGGAUCGGAGUGAAGUGUGAACCAGUGUCUUUGGAGGAUGGCAGCUCUCCAUACAUCGACUGCAACAUCGGGAAUCCAUUGAGAAGUGACGGCAAGGUACUCCUACAAGUACGAAUGGACAUUGGCAACUUGGCGCCAAGCCAAACCAGCUUGAACGUGUCGCUGUCUUUGUCCACUAGCAGCAGCGAGUCGGACUUGGACAAUAACGAAGCCUUGGUCAGCAUACCGGUCACUAUACAGGCAGACGUGACCAUGGAUGGGGCAUCCACUCCUGAACAGCUUGUGUACAAGCAAGACAAAGACAACUUAGCACAGUACUUGGAAGACAUCUUAAAGACCGUCCGACACCUUAGAGACGUCCGUAUGUCUUCAUCCUCCAUAGACCGACCGAGAGUCAUCGAUGCGGGCGGGGGAGGGCAGGACAGGGGCGUCGUCUACAAUACAGACUCGCCGAUGGCGCUAGCGACGCCCGAACCAGACCAAGAGCUGGAUGUCGAUGAUGAAAAUUCCGACAUGCCAGUUAACGAUACGGAGAUUGGGCCAGAGUUUACACAGCUGUUUGAGAUCGCCAACUUGGGACCCGGUCGUGUUCCCUAUGCCGCUAUGGUGAACAUCUCAAUCCCUUGGAGGACACGUGAGGGUGACUGGCUAUUUUUCAUCACAGAAGUCCAGGGCAGAGACGGCGUCGAGUCGUGUAACCUCGAGAGCGUCUUGAAGCAACAAUAUCAAGGCAUCUUGGAGCAUUAUAACACAUCGUCGAAAGAUACAGCCGAUCCGGAUGCCAAGAUGAAACCAGACAAGAAGAAAAGCGGAACGCUGAGAACGACAUUUAAUUGUGAAACAGCAGAGUGCGUGAUGUUGCAGUGUCGGGUUCAGCCGUUGGCCGCGAGGAGCAGUGCGGUGAUAGAGGUCCACGCACGGCUCUGGAAAUACUCCUUCCUGAAGUCCAGCUUUGGUUUGGUCUCGAUGAUUUCCAACACGUCGGUCGAGGUCAAGGACCCACAGGGGCUGUUCACGCAACCGGCUAGCCACUUGCCGGACAAGACUACGGUUAAGAUCACGGUCUCAGCUGAGGAGAUCCAGUCCACGGAACUGCCACUCCCGCCCUGGGUCAUCCCGUUCAGUGCAUGCCUGGGUAUAGCCCUGUUGGUUAUAGUGGUCGCUGUGAUGGCUAAGCUGGGAUUUUUCCAGCGGAAGACAGUGGAGGGCAUGAAGCGACAACUGAUGCAGGAAGAGGCCGAUGCCGCAGAGCAACAAGACAAACUUCUGUGAGUUGAAUAGGAAGCAAACCAAGACGAAGAGAGAGAAAAAAAAUGAAGCUGUAGAGCAAGAAGCCAAUUAGACUUUUUGUGAAAUUCUACAAAGAUUGGAGCAAUUUCGAUCGAGAUAUAUACUCCAUCUUACUUUAGUCAGUAUCGUAGUUGAAUCCAGUCAAAAGACAAAGGAAUGCCUUUUAAUUUGUCAUUGUUACUUGGAACUGGAAUCAGGUAGCCAGACCAGAGCAUCGACCAUUAAAUCAAUCACUUGUUGACAAAUUAUUCUUGAUAAAGCUAUACAGGGCGAGCCAAAAAAGAAAGUGACCCGAUUUAAUGCCUUUUUUGUCCUUAUUAAAAAAGCAAUCAAAAUUGAUACAUCAAUGAAGUAAGUGUUCUUUCAGCAAAACGAAACGAUUCACAUACGGAUGUGCGUGAAUUGUUUUUGUUUUGAUGAAAGAACACACACCUUUUUUUGUGAUCCUGGGACAGAACUUAAAACGGUAGUUGUAUUUAAUAUUCCGUAACUUGAGAAUUACUUGAGUGAUUUGAAUUGUCCUUGUACUAAAAGAAAGGUUAUUAAUUGGGCUUUCAUAUCCUAGAUUUCUAAAGUCCCACAUGCAGAACUUUAUGAAGAAAUGGUCCUGAAUUUUGGGUUUCCUUUUUUUUUCUUACUCGCCCUGUAUUUAAAGAGAAGGGUGACUUUUAUGCUUAUAAACAUAUAAUCAAAGAAUCACUGUUUUGUUUUGUCGAAAUCCUGUCAAACAGGAGCAAAAUGUAAUCAGAUUUUGUCAAUUGUGAUCCUGUUAAUCAGUGUGCUUAAAGUGCUCUUUUUUUUUUACUUGUAAAUGCUUUUGCUAUUUUCAUAUAAUUAAAUUGUCUGAAAUAUUUUCAAUUAUUCAGCUUUUUUGUAAGAAAAAAAAUAAUUUAAUUAAAGCUUUAUGACCGUUAGAAUAAUGCAAAGUCAGCAUAAUCUUUUAAAAGUCAUAGUAGCAUAUAAAGUUGGAGAAUUUGGAAGAAACGUUUUAGCUCUUUACUGUUCUAAGCUGACUUUAGGCAAACUUUUCGAUGCGAUAUUUGCAUCCGUCCAGAACUCUGAAGUAUCUCUACAGCAGUUUGAAGCGAUUUCAUUUUUCAAAAAAUUCCGGCCAAAAUUGAAAACAUUGCAAGGGGGUUAACCUUGCAUUUUUAUCAAAUUUUGGUAAAAAAAAAUUCUGCAAACAUCUCAGACAUAAAUCAUGAAGCAAGAGAAACAUAUUUUAAUAUUUGUCAAUCCAUUAUAUCACAGAUUUGUAUGAAAAUAAAGAAUUUUUGAAAACGAAA